Molecule: messenger RNA, 1437 nt
Organism: Oncorhynchus kisutch (coho salmon)
Lineage: Eukaryota; Metazoa; Chordata; Actinopteri; Salmoniformes; Salmonidae
Product: zinc finger protein 420-like
Exons: 2
Coding region: 215-1237 (340 amino acids)
Biological process (GO): regulation of transcription by RNA polymerase II
Cellular component (GO): nucleus
Molecular function (GO): DNA-binding transcription factor activity, RNA polymerase II-specific
Source: RefSeq, a predicted model, not a curated record
UUUGUAAUAUACUGACUGACAACAACAGUUUUCCAUGAAAUGCUCCAAUACGACAGGUGGCGCUAUUGUAAAUGAAGUAUUUGUUUUUCACCGACCAACUUUAGUGAAACGACAACAAGGUCGCUAUCAGCCGGUACGCAGAAUCAGAGAGAGAGGUUUCAACCAACAUUUAUUUGAUAAAACGAACAGCUAGACUUUCAUAACCAUUGCCAAUAUGUCCAAACUACAGUUGUUGAAUGUAUUCGUCACCGAGCGUUUAUCAGCAGCUGCUGUGGAGAUAUUCGUAGUCGUGGAGAAGAUUAUAGCGGAGUAUCAGGAAGAAAUCUGCCGUUCAGCAGAGGCAAAUGAGCGUCUACGGAGGCUGUUGGACAUGGUUAGCAAACCAGAGAUAACGUUACACAGAGACUUCCAGCUACUGUCUCCUGCCGUUCCCCCUGAGCAGCAGAACUGUGAGCAGGAGUGGAGCCCCAGUCUAGAGCAGGAGGACCCAGAACCCACACAGAUUAAAGAGGAACAACAGGAGCUCAGACUCAGUCAGGAGGACUCACCUCAGCCCUCACAUCUUUACCAAAACCAAAUUGUUGGUGAUGGAGAGAGGAGCGCUCUACCUAUCAUCAUAACUGAAGAGAUCAAAACAGAACCUGAUGGAGAGGACUACAGAGUAGCAGAACCAACCAGUGAUCAGCCCCUUUCAGUUCAUCCAGACUGCUCUGCUGCAGUGGAUAAGCCAUAUCAGUGUAAACAAUGUGGCAACAGCUUCACAUGUAAGGGACACUUGACCAUCCAUUCAAGAACACACACAGGAGAGAAAUCUUAUCUGUGUAAACAAUGUGACAAAAGGUUUAACCAGAAAGGUGACUUGGACAGACAUACAAGGGUACACACAGGAGAGAAUCCCUAUCAGUGCAAACAAUGUGGCAAAAGGUUUAGCCAGAAGGGAAGCUUGACAGUCCAUUCAAGGAUACAUACAGGGGAGAGACCAUAUCAGUGCAAAGACUGUGGCAAAGCAUUCAACCAGAAGAUAGAAUUGACAUUGCAUAUGAGAGCUCAUACAGGAGAGAGACCAUAUAUCUGUCCUGUAUGCAGGAAAGGUUACAUCGCAUUAAGCUAUUUAAGACGUCAUCAGCGUGUUCACACAGGGGAGAAACCUUACCAGUGCAAAGAAUGUUACAAAUGCUUUGGUUAUAAACAUCGCCUAACGUCACAUAUGAGCACUCAUACUAAAGGGCAUAAAUGAUAUUACUACACUGAGUGCAAUAAUAGCCUGAAAUUAAUCUGAAAUGAAAACAAAUGAAUACAUUGUCAUUGUGAAUUUCUUAAUACGUCCAACUUCUGAAUAAUUAUGUUGUUUUCUGGCACUUGAUAACAUAACAAACUGAAUAAUGUGUGUUGAGGGGAAAUCACCAGUCAGCAUCAGAUUGGUAAACUGAAUCUAGC